AAUAUAGUAUAUUAUAAAGAACUUCUAAAAUAAUUUUUUUAGCUAUUUUAAAUAAAUUAGAAAUUAUUUUAACACUUGAAAAUGGACUCCAGUAAGAAAGUAAAUGAUUCUCAAAAUUUAAGUGACAAAAUUUCAUCGUUUCAAAAUACCAAAGGAUAUAAUAUAUUGGAUGUGCAGAACGAUCAAAAAUAUACCGAAAAUUGUUUGAAAAGAUUUAAACAAGAAUACAGUGAUUUGAUGAAACAAAAAAACGAAAUUCAGUCUAUUAAAAGUUCAAUAACAAAUAAUGUUAUAAAAUCAAUAUCACCGAAGAUUUAUAGCAAAAGUAUUGAAUCAAGUAAUACUAAUUUAUAUUCUUCGGACGAAUUUUCGAUAUCAAAUCUAACCGAAUUGAGUUCUAACAAUACAAUAGAACUAGUAGAAAUUGAUAGUAACACAAUGAGUGAUUCAAACUUUGAUAUGUCUCAAGAUCUCAAACAAAAGAAAAAUUCAUAUAGUCAAACAUUUUUGAAAAAAAAUAAUAAUAAGGAAAUGUCAUUUAAAUAUGAUAACCUUAAUGAUCAACACAUCGAUAAGCAUAAACACGGAAAAUGUGACAAAGGAAAACUAGGAUGUCUUCAUGCUAAAAGCAUAACAAAAAAUAUUCAGAAAUAUCAAAAAAAUGAAAAUAUUCAAAACCACGAAGGAGAUUGCAUCAAAUUUUAUGAAAUGUUGGAUGAAAUUAAUAAUGAAAUUAUAAAAUUAAAAGAACUAUUUUCAAACAAUACAGAUUCUAAUUCAUUUUGCAAUACUAUGCACUAUAAUAACUAUAACACUAAUCGGUCCACUUACAUCACUGGAAUGUCUGCUGGUGAAGACUUAAUUGACAAUGAAGAAGAAAUUGCCGAAGUUGUUCUUCAAGAAGAACAAAUUGACGGGUUUUUUGAUGGUGAGCUUUUAGAUGGAAGACGUGGAUUAGUGCCUUCAAAUUAUGUACAACAGCUAUAUGGUAGAGAUCUUGAAGAUUUCUAUCAAUCCAUGGUGGUCAGACUUAGAGAAUGUGACGAUAGUGCGACAACUACGGUUCCUCAAAAUAUUGAAUACAUGCUCCCAGACGAACAAAUGAAGAGACUGGCUCAACAAGAGUAUAGUAAUAUGUUAGAAGAAUUACAAGAAGACGAUAACGUCGAUGACGAUGACAUGUUCUUCUCGCUGCUAGUACCGGCACCGAAGCAGCUGACAUUGGAAAGGCAAUUGAACAAAAGCGUGCUGAUUGGUUGGAAUGCACCUUCAUCUGAAGAAGGUUGUUUGCCAGAGUCAUAUCACGUAUACGUAGAUGGAAAUUUGAAAACGACUAUUAAAGCUACAGAAAGAACCAGAGCUUUAGUUGAAGGAGUUGACUCAAACAAGCCACAUAGGAUCAGUGUAAGAUCUGUAACAGCUAAUAGAAGAACUUCUAGAGAUGCUGCUUGUACUAUGGUUAUUGGUAAGGAAAAAGAGUUGCCAUUACGACCUUCACAUGUAAAGGCUAGCCAAGUGACAUCCACGUCCGCUGUUAUAUCAUGGCUGCCAAGCAAUAGUAAUUUUCAACAUGUGGUUUGCGUCAAUAAUGUCGAACUCAGAACUGUCAAACCGGGUGUUUACAAACACACAAUAACAGGUUUGGUGCCCAAUACAUUAUACAGAGUAACAGUUAGUGCUAAGACGUUACGUGCACCGACGUUUGAUCAAAAAAGGACUUCUACCUCUAUGGAGAAAUUUUCUACGCACAUAAAUUUUAAAACGCUGCCUAAAGGCUGCAAAGGACUUCCAGAUCCACCUUCAGAAGUACAAGUAGAAUCAGGACCACAAGAUGGAACUUUAUUGGUUACGUGGCUUCCGGUGACUACCACACUCAGUGACCCCUCUAACCGUGGUCAUAUAACAGGUUAUGCUGUGUACGCAGAUGGAAAAAAAGUGUCAGAUAUUGAUAGCCCAACUGGCGAUCAUGCUUUAAUUGAUAUCACUCAACUGCUCAGUCUAAACCCCAGACAAGUAACUGUACGCACUAAGUCUAGAGAUAACCAGUCUUCUGAUAGUAAUCCAGUUUUAAUACCCGGUGCAAAAAAUAAAUCUCCUCAUCAUCACAAUCAUCACCAUAAACAAGAUGAAGACAAACGAAUUAAGUAUGGAUCGGCAGUACCAAAUCAUAUAAGACCGCAAAGGAAUGCUUAUGGCCAGGUCAUCGUAGACACGGAAACUGAAAAUCUAAGUGAUAAAGAAAUAUUCCCCGGGCAAAUAAGCAUACCAUCGAUAGAAGUUACGAAAGAUUUUGCUGGUGAGGGAAACUAUAGUGAAGAAGAGUUCAUGGAAAAUGGUCGAGGAGCAAGGCGUGCUCCCUCAGCUCAUCCACAUAGACCCGCAGCGCCCACUCCCAGGUCUAAACCUCCUCAUCAUGGUCGCCAUCAUUACGAUGAAAGAGAGCAGUUCUAUCAAAAUGAGAAACAGAUAGAACCUAGAAUAAAACACGUUAGUGGUAGUGGUGACCAAAGAACUUACAGAGGGAGAAGUUCUGAUCCCAGGCAGACUGUUUAUCAGAAGACACCAAGAGACAAGCGACCUAGAUGGGUAGUGGCUAUUUAUGACUAUGAUCCUACUACCAUGUCUCCUAACCCAGAUGUUUGUGACGAAGAAUUACCAUUUAAAGAGGGAGAACAUAUAAAGAUAUAUGGAGAUAAAGAUCCGGAUGGUUUCUAUUGGGGUGAAAGUAGAGGAAGAUUUGGUUAUGUUCCUCAUAAUAUGGUCAUGGAAUUAUCAGAUAUGCAAAAGGUAAAUAAUCAAGAUCCUAGGGGUAGAAAAGAUGACCGUUGGAUUGAUCCGUAUUCAGGUCCUGUGAAAAAAAUGGUGGCACUGUAUGAUUAUGACCCGACUGAAAAUUCACCAAAUGUCGAUGGAGAUCAAGUGGAACUACACUUCAAAAUGGGUCAGACCAUAUUCAUAUAUGGGGAAAUGGAUGACGAUGGUUUUUACAGAGGUGAGUGUAAUGGAGUCCGGGGCCUAGUACCUUCAAACUUCUUGGUGGAGGUAGGCACAGACUAUGCUGAUGGCGAAGGUGUUGGGCCAUUACAGCCCAAAGGCCAACGGCAGUCACAGCACCACCAACAGCAGCAACAGCAACAACAUCAGCAACAACAACAACAGCAGCAGCAGCAGCAGCAGCAGCAGCAGCAACAACACCAGCAACAGGAUAUGAGAGGACACGGCCCCGGGGCUCGUGGUCCACCACCUCCACCUCGAGGCAUAGACCAGCCACUUAAGCGCAAAGAUGCCUGCCUUCCGCAGUAUGAUUAUCACCAGAUGUCAGCGGUGGAUGCGAGGGAGAGAGGAGAUCCGUACGAGAGGAGAGAUGGUAGAGACGGAAGCGGUGGUCAGUCAGCAGGUAGUGGUGGUCUUCAGAGCACUUCGGGCAAACUAUUCAAAGGCCUAGCACAUGUCGUUCCAGACUUCGGACUUGGUAGCAGGCCACAAGAUGGUCAACAAAUCCAUAACCAAGGGCAUACUGGAGGUGGAACGUCAAGUUUCAUGCAAAAGCUGAACGAUCUGACCCAUCACAAUCCUGUUAACAACACCACCAUGAACCAACAAAAUCAACAACAGCAGCAGCAGCAGCAGCAGCAGCCACAGCAACAGCAACAGCAGCAGCAACAACAGCAGCCCGAUCAUGGUGUGGAUAACAUUCUGUCAAAGGGCAAAGAAUUGAUUUUCAUGAAGUUUGGGCUGGGAAAAUGAUGUUUACCGACGACUAUUAACGUAGUGUUCACUGCCGAUGUCACUGUGAUCCGUUUAUACUGCUAACGUAUUAUUUACUGUCUUUCUUUACGUUUCUUGAUAUCGGUAAAUAUUUCUAUGUAUUAAAAAGAUAUAGCAAACCGAUAUGCUCACAGUUAAUUGAAUAAAAAUAUAAACAAAUAACAAAAAUGCUAAAAAAUGAUCCUUCUACUAAUAACUGUAAUCGUUGAUGAAUAAACCAUAUGUCACUUGUUUAUGUUUUAAUUUUUAAAGCCCUAUUUGGAUUCAUGUUAAUAGUCAACGGUAAAUAUAUCUUUUUAUAGAAUAUGAUGUUAUGUAUUACUCUCUUUUUGACUUCCAUAUAAGAUAAAGAUUAAAGAUAUUAUUAUUAUUAUUAUUAUUAUUAUUAUUUUCUAAUCCGACUUAUAACACGUACAUUUAGUUAAUUAUUUUUUUUUUUAUAAUAAUAUAAUCCAAUAGUAUAAAACAAUAAUGUAAUAAUUUAAUUAUUUCGAUUGGCAUACAUAGUAUAACGUACAUACCUAUACAUAAUACACGUCAUUAUUAUAUUUUAAGUAUAUUAUUAUUAAUUGUUAAUAUAUAUUAUAUAUAAAUUUAUAUUGUAUAAUUUGUAUAUGCAUACAUAAUAGUAUUAUAAUAUUAUAUGGUUACGAAUAUUAAACGAUAGGUUUGUUAUAGGCUGUACGUGAGAAAAGUCAAAGGCUGUGAUAUUAUUAGUUGUUUACUUACAACCGCCUGCACUAUACUUGAAGUAAGACAUUAUUUUUGAAAUUACAAAUUACAUGAUUUCGAUACUAAAAAUAGUAAAUACAUACGGCGGCGGUGGCGCCAGCUUUCAAUUUUCCUAUGAAAACAGCAUUCGUCACUCGUUUUAUCUUGAGGAGCUGCUUUAAGGC
Messenger RNA from Acyrthosiphon pisum (pea aphid), 4664 nucleotides. It is a transcript of the gene Rbp, whose product is annotated as RIMS binding protein. The coding region runs from base 82 to 3747 and encodes 1221 amino acids. The record is from RefSeq and is a predicted model, not a curated record. NCBI's taxonomy places the organism in Eukaryota, Metazoa, Arthropoda, Insecta, Hemiptera, Aphididae. The transcript is spliced from 21 exons. Gene Ontology annotation, biological process: neuromuscular synaptic transmission. Gene Ontology annotation, molecular function: protein binding.